This is a messenger RNA of Dictyostelium purpureum, 1122 nucleotides long. RefSeq lists its product as uncharacterized. Gene Ontology annotation, cellular component: nucleus; Ctf18 RFC-like complex; chromosome, centromeric region. NCBI's taxonomy places the organism in Eukaryota, Evosea, Eumycetozoa, Dictyosteliales, Dictyosteliaceae. The transcript is spliced from 3 exons. Gene Ontology annotation, biological process: maintenance of mitotic sister chromatid cohesion; mitotic sister chromatid cohesion. Bases 1 to 1122 code for a protein of 373 amino acids. The record is from RefSeq and is a predicted model, not a curated record.
AUGACCCCAAAUAAUGAUGACAGUAUAAAUGUUAAAACAAUAAAAUUUUCGAAUGAAUACCCAAGCAAUAAAUAUAAAUUUUUAGAAGCAAAUCAAGAAAUUUUGGACGAGUUAAAAAAAAAUAAAAAAUUGGUUAUUAAAGGAGGUUUAAAUGAGGAUGCAGUUUUAUGUACCGAGGAUAAAACCUUUGCAAUUAGAGCAGGACAUACAUCAAACUCAAUGUUAUUAAUUACCAAAGAUAAUGAAAAUAUAGUAUCAACACUACAAUAUCAUUUAGAGUUAACAGAAAUCCAACCAAAAUUAAAUCCUUUAAGGGAUUUGUUUUUAGAAAGAUCAAUUAAAACAUCAGAUGAUUUAGAUAAUAAUAUUCAAGAUGCCGAUGAGGAUGAUGAAAAUGGUGAAAAUAAUAAAAAAAGAAUCAUUGGUUUAACAUAUAAAGAAAUAAUUAAUAAUACACAAUCAAGCGAAAAAGAAAUUCAACAAUUUUUACAAAAAUUAAAUACAUUAUGUUAUAAUGAUAAAUAUUUUAUAUUUUCAGAAUCAUACGAAUUUAAAAUUUUAGAAUUGAUUUUAACAGAAAUAACAAUUAAUAAUUGGAGUUUAGAAAAUAUACCAAUCGAAAAAUGUAAAGAUAAUAUUAAUGCACCAAAAGCUAUUAUAGAACAUUGUUUAAAAUUAUACAGAAAACCACAAGAAAAUGCCAAUGAUGAAGGAGGUUCUUGUUCAUUGGAUUUAAAUAAAAUUUGUAUUUUUAGAGCUAAGCAAAUACUAAAUGUAUCAAUAAAAAGUAAUAUGAGGUUUGAAGAGUUUAUGGAGACAUGGAAAGACUCGCUACCGGUUAAUGUUACACCAAACUUUUCAAUGCUAAAGGGUAUUGCAAUUCUUAUCACCGUGGGUAAAGAUAAGCAAGUUAAAUAUAUCAACGAAUCAACAUUAUCAUCGAAUCCAAAACAAAGAUUUAAAGAGUUAUUUACAAUUUCUGCCAGAUGGACAAUUGAUGAUAUCGAACCAUUUAUCAGAUCAACAAUACCUCCAGGAAACUCUUUAGAGCAAUUUAUUUUAACUUAUUCAAGACCAAUUACAACUCCAACUGGCGAAAGAAUGCUUGCAACAAGAUUUUAA